Calypte anna (Anna's hummingbird) is the source of this 297-nucleotide messenger RNA. Its product is annotated as putative small proline-rich protein 5. The record is from RefSeq and is a predicted model, not a curated record. Lineage: Eukaryota; Metazoa; Chordata; Aves; Apodiformes; Trochilidae. The transcript has a single exon. The coding region runs from base 1 to 297 and encodes 98 amino acids.
AUGUGCUCCCGCGGAUCCUGCCACGACUACGAGUCCUCCUGCCAUGGAUCCCGUUCCUCCUGCCACGAAUCGGGGUCUUCCUGCCAUUACACCAUCCAGAGGCAGCCAGUGCAGAAGUUCACCUACGUGACACCCUCCUGCCCCCCAGUGCAGUCCUAUUGCCCCCCUGUGCAACGUUAUUGGCCCCCUGUACAGCCCUACUGCCCUCCCGUGCAGCCCUACUGCCCCCCUGUCCCCUACUGUCCCCAGUACACCAAGAACAUCUGCAAGCUGCCACCAACGUACCCCAAAUACUAA